GUGGGAGCCCAGGAGUGGGAGCCGCCGCCGCCGCCGCCGCCGCCUUCCUCAGUUUGGUUGGAUUUUGUGGUGGAAAAGCUGUAAUCAUUGCUACCAGUAUGCUGGUGCUUUCUGGCAUAGCUGUAAACGUGACUUGACGUCUUGAUGACUGCAUCCAUGGCCAUUCGGUGAUCUGGUAAAUCAUGGAGCUGAAAGUAUGGGUCGAUGGAGUCCAGAGGAUUGUUUGUGGCGUCACCGAAGUCACAACCUGCCAGGAAGUUGUUAUAGCACUUGCGCAGGCUAUAGGUCGUACAGGAAGGUACACGUUGAUAGAAAAAUGGAGAGACACAGAGAGGCACCUGGCACCUCACGAAAAUCCUAUAAUUUCCUUGAACAAAUGGGGCCAAUAUGCAAGUGAUGUGCAGUUAGUGUUGCGCCGUACGGGACCAUCUCUCAGCGAGAGGCCAACUUCUGACAGUGUUGCUCGGAUCCCAGAAAGAACUUUGUAUCGCCAGAGCUUGCCUCCACUGGCCAAGCUAAGGCCUCAGAACGACAAAUCAAUAAAAAGGAGGGAGCCCAAAAGGAAAUCCUUGACUUUCACAGGAGGAGCAAAAGGAUUAAUGGACAUUUUUGGCAAAGGCAAAGAGUCGGAAUUCAAGCAGAAGGUUCUCAAUUGUAAGGCGACUGUUGAUGAGUUGAAGAAACUGAUUCAUCUCCAGAAUGAGAAGCUGCAGUCUAUUGAGAAACAGCUGGACUCAAAUGAUGCUGAAAUCAAAUACUGGGAGCAGAGAUUCAGUUACAGCCUGGAAGAUGAAAUUGUCAAACUGGAGCAGAAGAUCAAAAGGAAUGAGGUGGAGAUUGAGGAGGAGGAAUUCUGGGAGAAUGAGCUCCAGAUUGAGCAAGAGAAUGAAAAGCAACUGAAGGAGCAGCUCCAAGAGAUCAGGCAAAGGAUUUUGGACUGCGAAAGCAAGCUGAAGGAAUAUGUGGCCCAGAUCCAUGGCAUGGAAAGCGGCCUUGAGGCCGAAAAGUUACACCGGGAAGUGCAGGAGUCAAAAGUAAAUGAAGAAGAAGUCAAAGAGAAGAUUGAAAAAGUGAAGGGGGAAAUUGAUAUUCAGGGGCAGCAAAGCCUCCGGCUGGAAAAUGGCAUUAAAGCUGUCGAAAGGUCUCUGGGCCAAGCCACCAAACGGUUGCAGGACAGAGAACAAGACCUAGAGCAGAUGACAAAAGAGCUGCGUCAAGUCAAUCUCCAGCAAUUUAUCCAGCAAACAGGAACGAAGGUCACUGUGUUGCCAGCAGAACCUACUGAAUUGGAGGCUUCACACACAGAGCUUGAGAGGGAAGCAACAUUUCAGACAGGGUCCCUGAAACGCCCUAGUUCCUCAAGGCAGCUUCCUAGCAAUCUUCGGAUCCUGCAGAACCCGCUGUCCUCUGGUUUUAACCCAGAAGGCAUUUAUGUAUAACUAUAUACCUCUUCUGGAGAGGACCUAUGAAGGUACCAUGGACCAUAUACACUUCCCUUCUAUUGUGUCUGUUCUCCCAGUGAUGUGCGGAGAGGGAAAAAAAAAACUUGCUUUCAGAAACCAUGAAGUCUUGGUGUGCGUGUUUUUUUUAAAAAAAAGUCACAUCUACAACAAAAUUGGAAUCCUGCCUCAUGCACUGAUGACGAUGAAGAACUAAAGGAACUGUGGAGGCACACAUCAGAAAUGUUGCAAUUGCUGCCAAACAGCUAUGGUGCAAAUAGCUUCCUUUUUAAUAAUAAUAAUAAUUGUUAUUUCUGAAGCAUUUGGAGAGAAGUAUUAUUCUUCAGCAGGCAUAAAUAGCUGACCAGAAUGCAAGAAAAUGUGUGCAACUGAGUUAGGGGUUAAUUUAUUCCAUUCAGUCAGUGGAUGUGUGAGUGCUGACCUCUUGCUGAAGAGCAGGACUACAUAUUAAGCCCCAUGUAGGGCUGCUGCCUAAAACCGUAUCCCGUGUUAAGUCCCCCCCCCCUCCAACUACACAUGUAGAAUCCCUUAUGCCAUACCCUGAUGCUGCCAUGUUGUGAAUUUGCCACCUCCCUCUACACAUCAUUGUGCACAGCAGCCAAUAUGAGGAUGGUGCAACACCGGGUAAGUGAUUAUAAACAUUACAGGGGAGAACUCAACACAGGGAUGCAGUUUUCAGCGGCAGUGCUGUGUCAGGCACAAUUUGGAACUCCACCCUAACAAGUCGUAUUUACAGUCUGAAGGAGUGUGUGUGUGUGCGUGUGCUUGUGCGAGUGUAUGGUCAUGUGAGACAGAAUUUGCACGUGCAUGCGUGUGUAUGAGCACAGAAACAAAUUAGUGGUUCAUCAUUACAGUGAUUCACACUGAAAAAGUGUUAUUGAGGGUGGAAGAUGCCGAGUCUUUUAAAAACAGCAUCUGAUUUUCUUGUUCUGUUGAAAGUUCUGUUGUGUUAAAGCCAUUGCAGGAUUUUUACAGUCAAUGGUGUAUCCAGUUAAAGGUCCACAGGACUUAAUCCUCACUCGGUAAGGAUGUGUUUAGUAUUUGAUUGAGGACCUUCCAAUUAGACAGCAUUUUAUUAUAUGAAAUUUAUAUUUGAGAUAUUUUGCCACAAUAAAUAUGCUUAUCAAGGAACAAAACUCUAUGAGAUAUCUUCAGUCAAAUGUCUUGCCAAAGGAGUUUGUCAUUGUUUUGGUUUUGGUUUUUUGUCUAGCUUUUUUUUCUUUUUGUAAUCACGGUAGCAUUCUUGCAUUGUAGCCAGCUUUUCCAAUAGACACAAUAAUUCACUAUAAGCCUGUGCUACUUGUGACUCACAGAGCCAAACACAGCCUACCAGCCAUGUAUGAUGGCCUGCCAGGUACUUGGCAAUUCUUCUGAUUUUGCCGUACCAGGCAGGUAGCAAAGGCAGGAGCCUUACCGAGAAAUGUGGUGAACCCUGCGAUUUACAACUGGUGGAGUAUGUUCAGCUUGUGGG
This is a messenger RNA of Elgaria multicarinata webbii, 2931 nucleotides long. RefSeq names its product Ras association domain family member 8 (gene RASSF8). The transcript is spliced from 5 exons. Lineage: Eukaryota; Metazoa; Chordata; Lepidosauria; Squamata; Anguidae. The record is from RefSeq and is a predicted model, not a curated record. Bases 183 to 1439 code for a protein of 418 amino acids. Gene Ontology annotation, biological process: signal transduction.